Oenanthe melanoleuca is the source of this 3861-nucleotide messenger RNA. RefSeq names its product glucokinase (gene GCK). The record is from RefSeq and is a predicted model, not a curated record. Gene Ontology annotation, biological process: glucose 6-phosphate metabolic process; glycolytic process; regulation of insulin secretion. NCBI's taxonomy places the organism in Eukaryota, Metazoa, Chordata, Aves, Passeriformes, Muscicapidae. Gene Ontology annotation, molecular function: fructokinase activity; ATP binding; glucokinase activity. Gene Ontology annotation, cellular component: mitochondrion; cytosol. The coding region runs from base 970 to 2367 and encodes 465 amino acids. The transcript is spliced from 10 exons.
CUCUGCCCUCCCCAGGGCCCCCCAGGGGGCUGCACCCCUGACACCCGUCGGGGCUUCCCGGAGACCCUCCUCGGCUCUGUGCCUGAGGAGAUGCUGCCGCAGACCAACACCAGGAGGUUUUGGGGAGCACCCAUGACCAAGAGUGUUCCUCAUCCCAUCUGGACCUCCAUAAUCCCGUUUCCACAACACCGGGGGGAUAACGUGGCUCCAUCCCUGUCCUCAAACCCACAGCUAUCCCCGAUCUGCUGCGGCGCCGGGUGUCAGUGCCAGCACCACUGGAUCCUUUCCCAUCCCGGGGCUCGGAGGCUUCCCCGCCGCCCUCGCCCCUCCGCGGGUGUCUGUAGGCCGCGCUGUGUCCGCGGUCUCCAUGGGAGCAUGCCGGUUGCCAAGCCGGCCGGUGGAGUGCUUGCCACCACCAUCGAGCCGUUGGUAUGACAACGGGGACACGGGUGACCCGGGGCGUGGUGCUUCGCGUGACGGGGCCAGCGGCCCCUGCGGGGAGGGUCCUGGCCAAGCCUCGCCAACGCACCCGGGGGUCGCGGCGGGGUGCCGGAGCCCGCUGCGCUGCGCUGGGACCCCCGCGCCAGCACCACCCGGGGAUUUACUGACGCGUUGAGGAAGCGAGCAGGAGAGCGUGAGCGGAGCCCCUCCGGAGCGAAGGAUGUGGGGCGACAGGGCUGAUCCCACCAGGGCCCCGGGCCCCGCUUCCUGCCCCUCUGCUUGAGGCCUGGGGGCAUCGGGACUCCCUCAGUGGGUGCUGGACUGGAGCAUCGGAUGAGAUAACAGCGAAAGUGGAGCAUCCGCGUGUGCAGCGAGGGACGGAGCGAGGGACGGAGCAGCCCGGAGCCUGCCGGACAACCUCCAGGACAGGGCAGGGGGCUCCCCCGGGCCAGGCACCACGGUGGGGACACAGGGGCUGAGGGGGGCACGGCUUGGCCCGUAGCCCACCCCACCCCACCACCUGCCCCCAUGCUGGAUCACCGAGCCAGGAUGGAGAGCAGCAGGAAGGAGAAGGUGGAGCAGAUCCUGUCAGAGUUCCGUCUGAAGGAGGAGGACCUGAAGAAGGUGAUGUACCGCAUGCAGAAGGAGAUGGACCGAGGGCUCAAGCUGGAGACACAUGAGGAAGCCUCUGUCAAAAUGCUGCCCACCUAUGUCCGCUCCACUCCCGAGGGCUCUGAGGUGGGAGACUUCCUGUCACUGGACCUGGGUGGCACCAAUUUCCGUGUCAUGCUGGUGAAAGUGGGCGAGGGAGAGGAGGGGCAGUGGAAGGUGAAGACGAAGCACCAGAUGUAUUCCAUCCCGGAGGAUGCCAUGACUGGGACAGCUGAGAUGCUUUUUGACUACAUCUCCGAGUGCAUCUCUGAUUUCCUGGACAAGCACCAGAUGAAGCACAAAAAGCUGCCCCUGGGCUUCACCUUCUCCUUCCCUGUGCGGCACGAGGACAUCGACAAGGGCAUCCUCCUGAACUGGACCAAGGGCUUCAAAGCCUCCGGCGCGGAAGGGAACAACGUGGUGGGGCUGCUGAGGGACGCCAUCAAACGGCGAGGGGACUUUGAGAUGGACGUGGUGGCGAUGGUGAAUGACACAGUGGCCACGAUGAUCUCCUGCUACUACGAAGAUCACCGGUGCGAGGUUGGGAUGAUUGUGGGGACGGGCUGCAACGCCUGCUACAUGGAGGAGAUGCACAACGUGGAGCUGGUGGAGGGCGACGAGGGGCGGAUGUGCGUCAACACGGAGUGGGGGGCCUUUGGUGCCUCCGGGGAGCUGGACGAGUUCCUGCUGGAGUACGACCGCGUGGUGGACGAGACCUCACUUAACCCCGGUCAGCAACUGUACGAGAAGAUCAUUGGGGGGAAGUACAUGGGAGAGAUUGUGCGGCUGGUGCUGCUGAAGCUGGUGGAUGAGAACCUGCUCUUCAACGGGGAGGCCUCUGAGAAGCUCAAGACUCGCGGGACCUUUGAGACCCGCUUCAUGUCCCAGAUUGAGAGCGAUUCUGAUGACCGCAAGCAGAUCUACAACAUCCUGUCAGCCUUUGAGCUGCUGCCUUCUCGGACGGACUGUGAGAUUGUGCGCCGGGUGUGUGAGAGCGUGUCCACACGGGCUGCCCAGAUGUGCUCGGCCGGGCUGGCGGGCGUCAUCAACCGCAUGCGGGAGAGCCGCAGCCAGGACACCCUCAAGAUCACUGUUGGUGUUGACGGCUCUGUCUACAAGCUCCAUCCCAGCUUCAAGGACCAUUUCCACGCCACAGUGCGGCAGCUGACGCCUGGCUGUGACAUCACCUUCAUCCAGUCAGAGGAAGGCAGCGGGCGCGGGGCCGCCCUCAUCUCAGCCGUGGCCUGCAAGAUGGCCUGCAUGAUGGGGCAGUGAGCUGGACUCAGAGGGGUGGCAGGGGCCGGUGGUCCUGCUCGGAGUGCUGUGGGAGCAGACGCUGACGCGGGAAGGAGGCGGCUCCGGCCCCCAAUAAACGGGGUGUGUGUGGACUUCUCUGGGGCCGUUUGGGCCAGUGCUCUUCGUGCCUCUCUCCCCGUGCUGGUAAGAGAGACCCCCAUGGGGAUGCCCCACACAUAUGGGGCAGCCAAGGAGCUUCCCGUGCCCUCACCCCCUCCCCCAUCCUCACACAGCUGCAGCAAGGGGGGCUCUGGUGCACCCCAGCCCCUUUGCAUGGGGACAGCCCCCCCAAGGGGGUUGGCCUAGAGAUAAGGGGCUCUUUGAGGGUAUUUUGGGGGGAUGUCAGGGUAGAGGAGCUCCUGACCAGUGAUCCCUGGGGUGCAGAGGCUGUCCAGAGUGCACCAGAAAUGGGCCAGAUGGAGGGGGGCAUACUGGGGGGAUCCCCUCCAGCCAUGUCCCCACCCAUGUUCCCUGAAAUGUCUGGGGCACCCCAGAGAUUUGAGUUCACCAGAGGGUCUGGAGCAGAGUAAUGGGGUCCCUCUGGGGGUCAUGGGCACCCCAGGGUGUUCGGGUUCCUCUAAGGAUCUGGCAGUACUGGAGCAUAUUGUGGUUCCCUGAAGGCCCUGGAAGCAACCCAGGGUUUUGGACCACUCUGAGGGUCUGGAGCACCCCAGGUGUGGAGUGGUCCUUGUGAGACACCACAGGAUGUUGGGAUCCCUUUGAGAGUUUGGGGCACUCCAGGGUCAGGGCGCAUUGGGGUCAGCCCUGGGGGUGUGGAGUUACCCCAUGGCAUGGGCUGCCUUGGUUGUCCAGGGUUGUAUCUGUGAUAUAUGGGCCACUCCAUGGGUCUGGAGUCACCCCGGGACAUGGAGGCACCCGGGACCUAGGGACAUCUCAGGGUGCUGGAGUAACUCUUGGGCAUCCAGGACUACCUGGAGGGACUGGAUCACCACAGGGUGUGGGGCCAACCUGGGGGGCUGGGACUACCAAGGGGUCUUGGUGUCCUCACAAAGUGCAGGGUCACCCCAUGGCUGGGGGGUGCACGUUGAGGGGCUGGGGACACAGGGGGUGUCUGUGUCACCCCAAGAGACAAAGCACCCAGCAGUGCUGCUCCUGAAGCCCCUGGAUCCAUGGGUAGCACUGGGAUCCCACAGCUCAUUGCAGGAGGGGACAGGGAUGCCUCUGCUCUGCCUGGCUGCAGCCCUCAGCCAGCAGGAUCCCCUUUGCUUUGAGUGGCUGCAGCCGGCAGCACCAGACCUGCUUGUGCACGCUGGCCAGGGCCAAAAGUGGAUUUCGCUGUGCUCUGAUUGGCCACGGCCCUCAGCCAGCAGGACCCUGUGUUCUGACUGGUUUGCACCAGAAAGGCAUCCUUGAGCUCUGGUUGAUGGCAGCCCUCAGAGACCUGCAGUCUCUCUGUUCCAGUAAAGCGGGGGCAAACAGAAGAGGUUCCCUGCACUCCAAUUGGCUGGAAUU